AUGCCGCAGUGCGCCACUGGAUCGCUGUCGCGGGACGGCCCGCGGGGACAGGUCAGCGCCGCCGCGGCGGCGGCCGGAGCCUUCCCGAAGCGUGUGAAGGUGGUGGAGGUGGGGCCGCGCGACGGGCUCCAGAACGAGAAGAAUGUUGUACCGACACCAGUGAAAAUUAAUUUAAUCAAUAUGCUGUCAGAGACGGGGCUUCAGGUUAUAGAGGCCACCAGCUUUGUUUCCCCCAAGUGGGUUCCUCAGAUGGCUGACCAUACUGAAGUCAUGCAAGGAAUUAAUAAGUUGCCUGGUAUUAGUUAUCCUGUGCUGACCCCUAACCUGAAAGGAUUUCAGGCAGCGGUGGCAGCAGGGGCCAAAGAAGUGUCGAUCUUUGGAGCAGCGUCUGAGCUCUUCACUAAGAAGAACAUCAACUGUUCCAUAGAGGAGAGUUUGGAGAGAUUCGAUGAAGUGAUGACUGCAGCGAGAGCAGCCAGCAUUCCUGUCCGGGGAUACGUUUCCUGUGUCCUUGGAUGUCCCUAUGAAGGGAAGAUUUCUGCCGCUAAAGUUGCAGAGGUCUCAAAGAAGAUGUACUCGAUGGGAUGCUACGAGAUUUCCCUCGGUGACACCAUUGGCGUUGGGACCCCGGGGAGCAUGAAGGAGAUGCUGACAGCAGUCAUGAAGGAGGUGCCAGUUGGGGCCCUCGCUGUUCACUGCCACGAUACCUACGGGCAAGCUCUUGCCAACAUCUUGGUAGCACUUCAGAUGGGUGUGAGCGUGGUUGAUGCUUCCGUCGCUGGCCUUGGAGGCUGUCCCUACGCCCAAGGAGCGUCGGGAAACGUUGCGACGGAGGACUUGGUGUACAUGCUGAACGGCCUGGGGAUCCACACGGGUGUGGAUCUGCAGAAGCUGAUGGACACAGGCACGUUUAUUUGCAAUGCUCUCAACAGACGAACCAAUUCCAAAGUGUCCCAGGCAUCUUGCAGACUGUGAUACUGAAUUGAGUUUCUCCUUGGAUCAAGAAGAAAGCAAGGAUCCGGUGUUGGCCGAGUUUCCCCUCCAUGCUGCUGCCUCUUAUCUUCAGUGCUCCUUCCAGGCUCAGCGCUUGAGAGGAGACGCAUAAUCCACCAGAAUCUAUGAAGAAAUGAAAAUAUCAAGAAUACUACAUUCAACCUUGAAGACAUUAGCUGUUUGCCUUAGAGAAGGGGGAGUGCGGAUGGGCUGAGGGAGAAGUAGCGGCCGCAACACUUGCCUUCUCACAGAGAGCUGCGGUGUCUGGCACCAGCUCAGAACAGCGUCCGGUAACUUCUACCUUGAGAGUGUGUUGCCGUAAACUACCAGCAAAGGAUAAACCACAGCUUUUCCAGUUAGAGCACUUCUCCAGGUCAGGCUUGACCCUUCUUCCCUUCUCUCUCCUCACUACAAAUGUUAAGACUGAAAUCGAAAGACUCCCCUUCGUCAUUCACGUGUCAAGGGGCCGCCUUGGACCUUCUGUCUUAGCGUUUAGGGAUUGUAAUAACGGACUGUAUCUGUUGUAAGAUACUUCUAAAUACUAGGAGUAAAAAACACAUUAUUUAAUAUUCUAAACUGUUAGAAAUUUGGGUUAACUAAACCAGGUAAAGAGCUUUUGCUGCUGGUUUGGUUCCAAGCGCCUCUUCUGUGGGAACGCUGCAUCAUUGUGGGCUGUGGCCCAUCCCCAGAGAGCAAACGGCGUGAAAACACGCUUAUUCUAUACGCACAUGUACUCCUCAAGGUAGACAGGUCCUAGGGCAGUCUCCCCCAAUCUUCUAUUUAAAAUAAUUUAUUUAAUAGUUUAUUCGUGAGACCAGAGACAAGUGGGGUCCUUCCGUGGGGUGGGCCUGGUUUGUAGCUGUGUGCUGCACCUUUCUCUGACUGUCCCAGCGUGCUGCGUACGGGACUGUCCCUCCGGGUCUCUCUACAUCACUUAAAUAAGCUGUAACAAUUAAAUAAAC
This is a messenger RNA of Gymnogyps californianus (California condor), 1955 nucleotides long. RefSeq names its product 3-hydroxy-3-methylglutaryl-CoA lyase (gene HMGCL). Gene Ontology annotation, molecular function: hydroxymethylglutaryl-CoA lyase activity. The record is from RefSeq and is a predicted model, not a curated record. Bases 1 to 975 code for a protein of 324 amino acids. Gene Ontology annotation, biological process: L-leucine catabolic process; ketone body biosynthetic process. NCBI's taxonomy places the organism in Eukaryota, Metazoa, Chordata, Aves, Accipitriformes, Cathartidae. The transcript has 9 exons.